ACACCACCCGCAUCCGUUCGUCUUUCGUGCCUUCUUCCCGACAUUUUUCCUCAAAUCGACAGCGUCAAAGCGUCUUAAAAGAUCGUAUUGAAAACUUGUGGAUCCCAGCCCCUAGGUGCUUGUUCGAGAAUUUGCAUUAACAAUCUUGAAGCGUUUGCGAACUCACUCCCCCAGACCGAAGUCAAUGGCGACUCUUUAUAGAGGGACAUCCAGGAAAGAUAAACCCAGAGGACGUCAUCAUGGUUUAACUCAGCAGAAGAGGCAAGAGAUUAAGGAAGCAUUUGAGCUAUUUGACACUGAUGGCUCAGGCACUAUUGAUGCCAAGGAGCUUAAUGUCGCCAUGAGGGCCCUUGGUUUCGAGAUGACAGAAGAGCAAAUCAAUCAAAUGAUUGCAGAUGUGGACAAGGAUGGCAGUGGUGCAAUUGAUUUUGAUGAAUUUGUGCACAUGAUGACAGCCAAAAUUGGAGAAAGGGACACUAAGGAGGAGCUCAUGAAAGCUUUCCGCAUUAUUGAUCAAGAUAAAAAUGGAAAGAUAUCUGUGUCAGAUAUUAAGCGUAUAGCGAAGGAGCUGGGUGAGAACUUCACUGACAAGGACAUUCAAGACAUGAUUGAGGAAGCUGACCGCGAUCGUGAUGGAGAAGUUAGUGCUGACGAGUUUCUCAGGAUGAUGAAGAGAACAUAUGGGUAUUAGGCAUACUCGGAGUAUCAAAGCUUGUUGAGAGUUUGAUCCUUUGCAGAGAAGGAUAUUUCUGGAUUAUGCUGUCUGUACUCUACUAUUAUUUUUACAGCCACACACUACGGAGCAUAUAUAUUGGACAACGUGGAAGUAGUUCAAGACUUUUUAUUUUUAGAGUGUUCUGCCUUAUGAAUGAACGAUUGGAUCCAAGAUAGGGUAUGGUAAUUAGUAAGUACUGUGCGUGUAUAUUAUAUUGUUGCUUUUGACUUAUUAUAUAGGAAAAUGCCAGUGGCCAGUAUGCCCCAUGAGUUUGUUCUCUCA
This is a messenger RNA of Carya illinoinensis, 997 nucleotides long. RefSeq names its product caltractin. Gene Ontology annotation, molecular function: calcium ion binding. Bases 185 to 691 code for a protein of 168 amino acids. NCBI's taxonomy places the organism in Eukaryota, Viridiplantae, Streptophyta, Magnoliopsida, Fagales, Juglandaceae. The transcript has 7 exons. The record is from RefSeq and is a predicted model, not a curated record. Gene Ontology annotation, biological process: centriole replication; mitotic cell cycle. Gene Ontology annotation, cellular component: centriole; centrosome.